Messenger RNA from Paramacrobiotus metropolitanus, 1709 nucleotides. RefSeq lists its product as uncharacterized. NCBI's taxonomy places the organism in Eukaryota, Metazoa, Tardigrada, Eutardigrada, Parachela, Macrobiotidae. The record is from RefSeq and is a predicted model, not a curated record. The transcript has 3 exons. The coding region runs from base 513 to 1397 and encodes 294 amino acids.
AAACAAAAUAGUACAGAGAAAUGAAUGGAAAUACCUAUUGGGAUGGGACUGCAAGCUCCUAAAAUUAUACUCGUUUACUUAGUUUUUGCUUCCGAUCUCUUAAUUUUUUUGGUAAACAUAACAUCAUGAUGAGUCAUUUGUUCUCAAUGAAAAUCAACUCGCGUCGUCUGGUGCCAAAACGGUUCAUACAGGUCGUGUGUACGCAACUUCUGGCCUGGAUGAGUAGUAGUGUAAAACGUCACCACGUAUCUGGCCAAUAACAAUCCCGGAUCGAAUCUGGCGGAGGGCGUGUAACGUUGAACGGCAACCAGUAGUAGUAUUGCGUUACUUGUUAUAAAGUCUCGACGGUGUUCUUCCAGCCUGCCUGUUGUCUGGAGUUUGGGACCAUCCAAUGUCUGAACUAUUGUUUGUCUGUUUUACUUACACCCCAGUAGCUACAAAAUAUUAUAGUUUGCAAAAGCUGCAAAGCAGCAAAAAAACGUUGCAGAAAAAUUCACUGCGCUACUGGCAUUAUGGAUUCCUGGCUGAGUGUCUUCUAUCGGCAGUUCUUUCAUCUUGGCUUAAUAUUCCAUUUGGUUGUCUCAUGUCCACCUUCCAAAAAGGAACCCAUGGCCAAGCCUUAUCCGGAUGCAACAGAUGUUGUGAACGCAUGGGGAUCCAUUCAGUCGUUUCGGAUAAGACCAUUCUACAGGAGAGAGCAUGUACUACUGGAUUGUGCCGUUGAAUUUUCCUACGAUGCGACACGCGUCAUUUGGAUGAGGAAUCACGUUCAUUUAAAUCUGGACGCUCACAGUGCCGCUGUGUUUCCCAAUGGCACUUUAGUGCUCUCUGACGUGAAUUAUGGCGAGCAGGGAAUUUAUCAGUGUAUUGCUCCCACGGACACCAAUCGGUACCACCAGGAGACCCACAAGCCGCCGUUUACCACCAAUCUCUAUCCGGGUAUGCAGUAUAUCCUCAAGGAUGCAACGGUAGCUGGCACCAAAAACACUUCCGAUGACUGGCAAAUGGCGCAGACACUGUAUGAUAUCCCGUACAACCCCCGUCAAGCAUUUCCACUAUAUUGCCGAAACUAUCAAGAAUUCCCGCGAAAUUCCCACCAUCCGCACCGGACGGUGUACUGGACGUACAACGAUGUAGAACUCAGUUUGGAAGACAGCGAUCGAUUUGUACACAUCGGCGAGACGGAUAUGUUGGUAGUGUUGGAUGCCCGGAAAACGGACAAUAAAGCUGUCUUGCAGUGUAUUGCUGUAUACCAUCAUUCGCCAUCCGAUCCCGAUACACCACAUCGGGAGAAAUUCGCCUUGGUCAAAGCCGGUUACCGGUACCGGUUACAGUACGUGAAAAGUUUGCGACUGGUGCAGAAUUGGGAUUAUUACCGUAACCAACCCAAUGAAUAGCUGCAGAAUUCGAAGUGUUUACAAAUGAUUGGGAAAAUGUUAUGGUCUGCGGAAAUUUCGCUGUUGUACUUAAUGCGGCUUUUUGUGAUUUUUUUCUUGUGUUUGUUUUGUGUAUGCUCUAUUGCACUGCAGUUCACUGCAGUCUACAGAUGUUGUUAUUAUUUUGUUUUUAUAUAAGUCGUUGAUUUAUUUUGUCAUUGUCAGUAAUUAAUUACAGUAGUCCAAUUAUAGAGGAUUCUUUGUUGCGUUAACAAAGCCGGCCCGUAUAUGUCAAGCGCGGAUGUUUUUUGCUGUAUAUAAACAAUUUCUGAA